AUGCGCGGGGCGGGGGGCGGUGACGGCCGCGCCGGCGGAGGCGGCGGAGGGAGCGGCAGCGGCAGCGGGAGGGUCGCUCGGGGCUGGCGGGCAGCGGCUCCGGGUUCGGCUCCGCUCCGGCCCGGGCCGGUCAGGGACCGCCUCGCCAUGGGGACGCCGGGCGCCGGGCGCAAGCGGCUGCCGAACCGGGAGCGCCUGACGGCGGAGGACGAUGCGCUCAACCAGAUCGCCCGCGAGGCUGAAGCGAGACUCGCGGCGAAGCGAGCGGCGCGGGCGGAGGCGCGGGAGAUCCGGAUGAAAGAGCUGGAGAGGCAGCAGAAAGAGCCUUCUGAGUACAGCUGCUACCUUGGGUCGGGAUCUCGGGCAUCCUCCAGAGCCAGCUCUGCUCGGGCCAGUCCAGUGAUUGAGGAAAGGCCAGAAAAAGACUUUGAGAAGGGAGCACGAACUGUCUCAAGUUUAUCAGCAGCUACCUUGGCUUCUCUGGGCGGGACUUCAUCACGGAGAGGCAGUGGGGACACGUCCAUCUCAGCUGACACAGAAGCAUCCAUCAGGGAGAUCAAGGACAUCUAUGAGUUAAAGGACCAGAUUCAGGAUGUAGAAGGCAGAUACAUGCAGGGGCUGAAAGAACUGAAGGACUCUCUAGCUGAAGUUGAGGAGAAAUACAAGAAGGCUAUGGUGUCAAAUGCUCAACUGGACAAUGAGAAAACCAAUUUCAUGUACCAAGUGGACACCCUGAAGGAUGCGCUCUUAGAGUUAGAGGAACAGCUGGCAGAAUCCAGGAGGCAAUAUGAAGAAAAAAGUAAGGAAUUUGAGAGGGAGAAGCAUGCUCAUAGCAUAUUGCAGUUUCAAUUCAUGGAAAUCAAAGAGGCUUUGAAGCAGAGAGAAGAAAUGCUUGCAGAAAUCCAACAGCUGCAACAGAAACAGCAGAGCUAUGUCAGGGAAAUUUCCGAUCUCCAGGAGACAAUAGAGUGGAAAGACAAAAAAAUAGGGGCACUAGAGAGGCAGAAAGAUUUCUUUGAUUCCAUAAGGAGUGAGCGGGAUGACCUUAGAGACGAAGUGGUUGUGCUGAAGGAGCAACUGAAGAAACAUGGAAUAAUCCCAGACUCUGAUGUAGCCACCAAUGGGGAGACAUCAGACAUUCUGGAUAAYGAAGGACACUUGGAUUCUUCCCGAACUGUUCCAGGCACAACUCAGGCAUUAAAGACAGGAGGGGAGGGGAUGCUAGACCGGUUUAAAAAGCUCAUUGAUGAACGGGAGUCCUUGCUAGACCAGAUUAAAAAAUUAAAGGGACAACUGGAAGAAAAGCAAARGAAUGGCAAGGCGGAAAAUACACAGUCAGAAGAUGAAGUUCUGGAAAAUGGGACUGAUAUGCACAUGAUUGACCUCCAAAGAGAUGCCAACAGACAGAUCAGUGAUCUCAAAUUUAAACUAGCAAAGUCURAGCAAGAGAUAACAGCAUUGGAGCAGAAUGUAAUACGACUGGAAGGCCAGGUAGCCCGAUACAAAACUGCUGCUGAAAAUGCUGAGCGAGUGGAAGACGAACUGAAGGCAGAGAAACGCAAACUGCAGAGAGAGCUUCGUUCAGCACUGGAUAAAACAGAAGAGCUGGAGGUCAGCAAUGGCCACCUGGUGAAGCGGCUGGAGAAGAUGAAGGCCAACCGGAGCGCUCUGCUGUCCCAGCAAUAGCCACCCCCUCCCAYGGAAACCACCACUACUUGGAACGGGAACGACGUCGCAGCUGCUUCUGUGUCCUGCUGCCCRGGACGCUUCGUGUCAUUGCCUUCUGAGAACAGGCCACCCAACACCUGCUCCGUGCCACCCAGCCAGUGGCUCCUGCAGAUCCCAGCCUGCUGCACUACAUCCAUAGGAGGAGCUGAUCCGAGUGGCUGUGCCCGCAGGAGCCCAGCCGAGCGCUGGGGACACUCCAAGUACAAUACAUAAAAAGCACAUGGAAUUCUCCAUCCAGAGGGCACAGCAGCCAUUUAUUGCCGUUUAAAAUGGCACUCAAAGAAAACACUUUGACUGGAAUUUUAUGUCUUGCUGAAAAUUUUAAAACAAACACUGUAAGUUUUGGGACUUUUCUCAUGACAGUAUCUGUAAUUAAGUGACUACAGUAGAGUUAUUCAUAGUAGGUUUUUCAUUUACAAAUCACUGUGGAACCACAAGCCAUUACAAAGCAAAACUCCUUCAGUGGAAACCAUGGAAUAAGAUGGUCUUGGAAGCAAAAGUGACCUUAAAUGACUUUGCCAAUAAAACAAAUGUGUUUGGAGGGAUUUUUGCACCAGUAGAAUCGUGAGACUCUUUUAUUUCAGGGUAAAUAGGCAAUAGCUUCAUUGAAUUUUCAAUUUUUAUUUGUAUUAUUUAAUCCCUGCUCUUGGAGUUGAAGUAAAUGACUUUUAAAGGAUGUAAGGUUGCAUUAAUAAACCAGCAUAAGGCUGUAUUUUCAGAAAUGGUGGGGUUUGCACUUAGAUCACUCUCUUCGGUGCAUUUAUCAAAGCAAGUGUCAUUUGCUUAAACAAAAUAUGUAAUGGGUUUUUUACAUCAGAAACUAUCUGCUGGUCCAUGACCUAGGAAAAGAUGCCGCUACAAAAUACAAGUCUGAUUUUUAAAAGAGUUACUGAUAAGUAAAGAAGCACUUUAGAAAAUAUUACUGCCUAUGGGUUUUCUACAGCUCCGGAAGUAGCGAGUUAUUUCCUUCUAAGAUCAUUACAAAGGUUUUCCACUUCUCCUGCAGAACAGCGUAACCAGUUAAGAUGUUGCAGGCAAUUCUUGUGUGUAUAAAAGUUACACACAACUGGCACUACAGCUCUGGCUUAUUGGAACUCAUUCUGAAUGUACUACUCAAAGGAGAGCAGUGGCUACCUGAGGAAUAAAGCUGCCUGUCCCACUUCAGCCCUAACAGGAAAGCCAGUCCCUUCAGGAUCUGCUCACGCAGUGGAGCAGCAUCUCCUGUCCCGCAGGAGCAACCAUGACUGCCUCAAGAGGUUCUACCAAGCCAAAUCCAGACCCAGGAGAUCACAUUUCUUCCUAACUUGGUCUUCAGACCCUGCGAUCCAGGUCUUUCCCCAGCCUCUUCCUCGCAGACGGGAGGUUAGAGUAGGAACCGCUGCUAUUCUCAAUGCAAGGGGAUCACUGGUAUCUUCCUCGAGCACCUUCAUAAAUUAAAUAAACCAAAACCACUGUCUGAAUGUGUUUCUCUGGCUUGGCUAGGAAACAACACCCUCGUCUUCAUCUCCUCCCAGUGCCCAAGGAAAUUUAGGAAUGAAGUACUGAAAUUAUUAUUCCAGGAAAAGGAUGAAGAAGCUUUUUUUGUGCCCCUGGGGAAUCAAGUAUGUCCUUGUUGAUGAAAUGUGGUGAAACAUUGGGAUGGAAGGAAUCUUUUAAAAUUAAAUUUCCACUCCAGUUAGGGCUUUGGGUUCAUUUUUUUUUAAUUGUUUUUGAGAGGAACAUUCAGGUGCAGAGCCRGGUUUCUUGUGGAAUACCUCAAAAUGGCUGUGGAUACCAAUUUACAAUUUUCUGUGCUUGACUUGUGUAAUUUCUGGUGUACAAAGCCUCUGGGGCCUAAAAAAACGAGCUAAGGGAUUUUCAGAAUGCCAAUAAAUGUGCUAAAUACAACAUCUUACCAACAGUAAGGUGUGUGAUUGCCACCAGUCAUCUGUUCAUUUGUGGCAGCGGUGAAAGCUGCCUGUCCUGGCAAGGUUCAGGAGAAAGAAGCCAGCAACCAAGUAUUGGUCCAAAAGGCAAAAAAUAAGACUUUGUUCAUGAAAAAGGGAUGUGUUUAUCAUUUYGAAGUAGAUUUCAUCUCGCACCCCAUAAGCAUUAACCUCAUGACGAAAAUCAGAUGUGUAUUUCAACCUGGAUAUGCUCUUAGUAGAAACCUUUGUGUGUGAUAAAAGUAGGUGAAUGUUGAAGCCACAUUUUCCCCCURCCCCCAACUUUGAGUAUGACUUAGCUUUAGAAUAAGGGAAGAAAAAGAACUGGUUGGUUUACUGCAAACUGUUCUAUGUUUUUCUGUGAAGAAUGUACAACAACAGGGCUCUGAAUGGUAAUAAUGGUAAUAAUGGUAAUAAUGCCAUUGGUAAUGAUGCCAAUGGUAAUAACAGCACAUGUCCCAGUCCUUUCAUUUGAGCUCCAAACGAGAGCACCUCGGUACCCAAAGCAGGGCCGAGGUGGCGGCAGCCAGGCGAGGAACAGCUCCUGGGGGAUCCAGAAUGGGUUUUCCUAGAACUUCUGUUUCAAUUUGUUACCCUCUAUUUUAUUUUUAAAUGUUAAAUGGUUUUURUCGUUUGCAAGUGGAAUGUUACCCAAAAUGUUUUUGUUUUGGUUUUUUUUUUCCCCAACUGCUCUGUUAGGAGAUGUGAGCGUGGAAAAGGAAAUUCAUUAUGAGCAGAACUCGCCAAUAAAAUGUCACUUGUUU
Molecule: messenger RNA, 4417 nt
Organism: Malurus melanocephalus (red-backed fairy wren)
Lineage: Eukaryota; Metazoa; Chordata; Aves; Passeriformes; Maluridae
Gene: LRRFIP1
Product: LRR binding FLII interacting protein 1
Exons: 16
Coding region: 1-1686 (561 amino acids)
Biological process (GO): regulation of transcription by RNA polymerase II
Molecular function (GO): RNA polymerase II cis-regulatory region sequence-specific DNA binding; DNA-binding transcription factor activity, RNA polymerase II-specific
Source: RefSeq, a predicted model, not a curated record